Messenger RNA from Gigantopelta aegis, 2690 nucleotides. RefSeq names its product BTB/POZ domain-containing protein KCTD12-like. Lineage: Eukaryota; Metazoa; Mollusca; Gastropoda; Neomphalida; Peltospiridae. The record is from RefSeq and is a predicted model, not a curated record. The transcript has a single exon. Gene Ontology annotation, biological process: protein homooligomerization. The coding region runs from base 432 to 1214 and encodes 260 amino acids.
ACAGCUCGCGUGCAGUGUCUGGCCUAGCAGGGCAAGUCAGUGAAAACAACGCGGCUCUGGUGGCAGCUAGCACAAGUCUUGCUGGUGGUAUGGGCCAACUAUAGCGUUCUUUAGUCUAACCAUUUAUACCUUUACUCCGUGAACGCGGUAUGAGUGAAAGACGAUAAAACCUGCGAUCAAUAGUCCUCUCUUCUCUCCAGGACUCUCGGAUAUUGCCAAUCUGUCUUGUAUUUUGCUUGUUGAGUGUUUCUUAACCGCAUCCCCGAGGGAUAAAAUCAGCGUGGACACAAUAUUGUUAGCAACGGGCACGGGAAUUAGUCUUAUAGUGACAAUGCGUUUAUAAAUUGUUGUAAAAUAGGAAAGGUAUUUGCAAUACACCCUAACUUGAAGGUAUUGUAUGUGAUAUAUUCUGAUCUAAGUAAAUAUUAAAUAUGUCUGACAAGACAAAUUCGGUGGAUCAUCCAGGCAUUGUGGAACUGAACGUUGGAGGGGUGUUCUACACCACCACGUUAUCAACGCUACAGAAAGACCCAGGGUGCCUUUUGGGGAAAAUGUUUUCAGACGCUACGAGAAAGAACCUUCUUCGUGAUGCAAAGGGCAAGUAUUUUAUUGACCGUGAUGGAGUUUUGUUUAGAUACGUUCUUGAUUAUCUUCGAAACUUGACAUUGGUGUUGCCGGAGAACUUUCACGAACGAGAACGGCUAAAGCAAGAGGCGGAACACUUCGAGUUAACCGAGUUAGUUAAAAAUCUAAAUAUCAACCAGCCGAAGCACGCGGCCCCUAUCUCCGGGUCAACGCACGUGAUGCUGAACCCGAACCUGCCUGGACCUGCAUCCGGACGAACUCCAGGCGUGAUUAUUGUCGGUUAUCGCGGGACAUUUGCGUUCGGCAGAGACGGACUUGCGGACGUGAAGUUCCGCAAACUGAGUCGCAUCAUCAUCUGCGGGAGAGUGUCUUUGUGUCGCGAGGUGUUCGAAGACACGCUGAACGAGAGUCGGGACCCGGACCGCGGGGGAACGGACCGCUACACCGUCCGCUUCUUCCUCAAACACACGUUCAUCGAGCAGGCCAUGGACAUGCUGAUGGACAAAGACUUCUACCUUGUGGGUAGCUGCGGCUCUGGCACCAACAGUUGUGGCGAGAUCAAACCCGGGCUGGACAUCGAGGAGGCAAAGUGGCAGCACUACAACGAAUUUGUUUUCGCCAGAAAAUAAUGUUACAGAGGUGUAGUAGGCGACAGCUGAUGCUGUAGGUGGUCGUGUCGAAACGAUGAUGGUAGUUAACUCGACGUAGGUUUCAUUUUUGUUAUCAGACACUUAGGAGACGAGUGGCUUAUGCUGUAUAGACCGGAGAACCAGUGCGAGGUGGAGAAAUUCAAAAGGUUCAGUGAACAGUGUGUUUUUUGUUACACCACGGUGUAGGAUGCUAACGCUUGUUGUCAUAACGGAUGCGAACGGAUUUCGAUCCAUAAGGACGGUUAGUAUUUGUUGAUGUAAUCAUCAAACAUAUUGACGAUUUUAACUGUCUAGGAUGCUAAGUACUGAAUCGUCUAGGAUGCUAACAGAGUUUUAUUCACACAAUACGGUUGGUAUUUGUUUAAACAUAUGACUUGUAAGUUAAACUGCUACAGAGGAAGAAACUCCGCACAAAAUCGCUACAUAGUGAAGAACAACAGACUAACAUAUUUGCAAACAUAGCAAAUGUACUCGAACGUUAUUUGAUCGAUGCACAAUCAUGUUUUAAAUGCUGUAAGACUAUGUCAAUACAUAUAUUAGUAGAUGCAUAAUACAUAGAUUCAUUUCCAAUCUAUUUCCAAUUUACACCACGUGUACAUGUCGAUAGAACCGACAGAAGAGAAGUAUUAAACUCGGGGCACCUGCUUGGAAAAAUAACACCUAGUUUGUUGGUUACUUCUUAUGUAUAUUGCUUGUUUUUCCAGUAAUUUGCUUUUAAAAAGCAUUACACAUAUUAUUUAUUAAAAGUUCUGAAGCAACAUACAUGUUCAUCAACAACAGUGUUUUAUUAUUGAAUAUUUAUUUAUUUUAUUUAACACAAAUUGUUACGUGACAUUGGACAUUUUUAUCUUAAUUUCGAAAACCUUUGUUUUGCCUUCAAGAAAGAUACCGGAAAUUGGAGUUCAGAAAGAUAGAAAAACACAAUUUACAUAUACAUGGAUUUUAUAUUGGUGAAUAUAUUGCAUUCCCGAAUUACUAAAGUGUUGGAUAAUGCUGGGGAUAUUGGAUAAAUUCAAUAAGGUAAUCGCAAUUUAUUUAUAAUGCAUUCUGCAUGGUUACGUGUAUAUAACGGAUUUUAAAAGGGAAACAAACUAACAAUACUUGUUUGUCAGGGAAAAACAGUUUUAUUACACACAUGCACAGUUUAUCUGGAUAGCACUGCUCAAUACAGUUUAGUUAUAAAUGAUAUUAUUGAAUUAUUACCCUCAAAGCAGUAUUGCACGUGAGCAUGCUUACUGAAACAAGAUGCAUUUUACAUUUCUCUGUGAUACUUUAAAUUUUACAGUUCAAAAUACAUUUCCACGCAUCGGCAUUAAAAUUAGUUUUGCGUUUCAUGCUAAUUUAUAAAAUAUAACAUCACCAUUCAAAUCAGGCUUAGGGUUACAUAUGAAUGUUUUAUUCGAAUACGAACUUUUGAUGUACCUAAUGAGAUAAAUUAAAUAUUAACCAUUCAAA